Messenger RNA from Cokeromyces recurvatus, 1196 nucleotides. RefSeq lists its product as uncharacterized. Lineage: Eukaryota; Fungi; Mucoromycota; Mucoromycetes; Mucorales; Mucoraceae. The record is from RefSeq and is a predicted model, not a curated record. The transcript has 5 exons. The coding region runs from base 149 to 1135 and encodes 328 amino acids. Gene Ontology annotation, cellular component: Golgi apparatus.
CUUGUUUAUUUUUUUUUAUCUCUUUUUCUUCUCUUUUCUUUUCCCUUUUUAUAUAAAUAUUUAUUUCAUUUAUUAGCAACUGGAUUUGCUAUUAUUUUAUGGUUACUUUUAAUAAAAUUAGACUCGCUGGUCGAAACUGUAUAUUCUCAUGGCUUUAAUUCAAUGCAUCUUUAUCGUCACACUGCAAGCUAUCAUAUGUUCACAAAAUACUUUUCAAGCAAAUCUAUUACCAGAGUCUGAUUCACAUAUUCUAUCCUCAACCACAACGAAGUCAGAUACAAUUCCAAUAAGAGCUAAAGAUAGACUCGAUAGAAUUAAAUGGGAAAAUAUUGCUUUUAUAGGAUUUCAAGCAUGGUUUUUUGUUUAUCAAAAUACAGCAGAGAUUUUAGUAUUAGCUGUACUCAAUUGUUUAUGCGCUAUAUUAGGUGCUUUAGAGGUUGUAGAUGGAAUUAAAUGGUUAAAGUUAUUAAGUCAAACCAGCUAUUCUAUACAGCCUUUAGCUAGAGCAGAAAAGAUGGAAAUUGCCCUUUCAAUCAUCAUUCUUGCCUUUGCUAUUAUUAUGUCUUAUUUUAGUUAUGAAAUGUCAAAACAAUUUGGAUGGAAUAUAUAUAAAAAGAUUGGUGCAGAUGUUCAAAUUCAAAAAAUGUAUCGAAUAUUUCAAUUCUUUGUUUUAUGCUUAAAGAUCAACAUAUUCACAGAGUUUUUAAUCUCUUUGUUUUAUUUAAUUCAAUUUGCAGUCAAACAGAACGCAUCACAAUGGGAUACAUGGAUUCAAUUAGUUGUUACUAUCUUAAUACUCCCCAUGUUAUACUUUGCAAGAACAGCAGGCAGUACAGAGAGUCAAGGUAGAAUGAUUACCUUUAUUACCUUUCAGGCUAUUGUCAUCAUUCAUUUUGCAUUGAUAUUAAAUCAAACAUUUCAACCUCAUAAUAACUGGUAUACUUGGAUAACAUUUGUUUGGAUAGGGGUCGCUAUUGAUUUAGCUACAAUUGUAUUAAGUAUACUUACUAUGAAGAAUUUUGGUAAAGGAUUAAAACCUUUUGUUCAAAGAGGUGCAAAAGCUAAGGGGAAAAUAAAUGAACUGGAAUUAAGCAAGACACAUACAAACUCUACAUGGCAAAUUGAUGAUAGCUGAAAGAUUUAUUUAUAUUAUUUACACAUUUAUUACCAUUUUUUUUUUUUUUUUUUUUAAAAAA